Messenger RNA from Erigeron canadensis, 1293 nucleotides. Its product is annotated as leucine-rich repeat extensin-like protein 6. Gene Ontology annotation, molecular function: protein binding. Lineage: Eukaryota; Viridiplantae; Streptophyta; Magnoliopsida; Asterales; Asteraceae. Bases 13 to 1167 code for a protein of 384 amino acids. The record is from RefSeq and is a predicted model, not a curated record. The transcript has a single exon.
CCAUUUCCAAAGAUGACCAUAUUAUCCAAAUACCACAUUUUGAUCAUUUAUGUUCUUCUUUCUUUCUUCGUAUCCCUCUCUCAUCAAGCACCAUCUCCCCCGAACCCUAGGCUCCAAAAAGCCUAUUAUGCCCUCAAAGCAUUGAAACAUUUGAUUACCUCGGACCCUCGAGGAUUCACUUCUAAUUGGUAUGGAUAUAACGUGUGUAACUACACUGGGGUGUUUUGUGCACCUUCUUUAGACGACCCAAAUGUCACCACGGUUGCUGGUAUCGACCUCAACCAUGGAGACAUCUCAGGGUCUCUCCCAGAAGACUUAGGGCUACUCGCCGACCUGGCACUGUUCCACAUCAACACUAACAAGUUUCAUGGAACAGUGCCCAAGUCUUUUGAGAAACUAAGCCUUCUAUACGAGCUUGAUAUAAGUAACAACCGCUUUUCGGGUGAUUUCCCAUUGGUGGUACUUUCACUUCCUUCUCUCAAAUUUCUAGAUAUUCGCUUUAACCAAUUCCGAGGUAAUGUCCCUUCAGAGUUGUAUGACCUUAAACUUGAUGCCAUUUUCAUCAACAACAACCUUUUCAACUCUAGUAUUCCAUCAAACCUCGGGAACUCUCCUGUUUCGGUUUUGGUGUUUGCUAAUAACAACAUCCGAGGUUGUUUACCUUCUAGCAUAAAAAAGAUGAGCGAAACUUUGAACGAGAUUAUCCUAAUGAAUGUGGGUUUAAGCGGGUGUUUAACACCUGAUAUUGGGGCUUUAAAGAAGUUAACAGUUUUCGAUGUGAGCUACAAUUCACUCGAGGGAAUGCUACCCGAAAGUAUAGGAGAAAUGAAGAGCUUGGAGCAACUAAAUGUGGCUCACAACAAGUUUUCAGGGGAUAUUCCGUCUAGCAUUUGCUCAUUGCCAAGAUUGGAGAAUUUUACAUACUCCAAUAAUUACUUUUCGGGCGAGCCCAAGAUUUGUUUGAAAUUGGCGGACAAAGAUGAUAGACAAAAUUGUAUUCCAAAUAGGCCCGCACAAAGGCAAGUAGCAGAAUGCAAAGCCUUUUAUUCACGUCCUGUGAAUUGUCGUGGCUGUGGAGCUCCACCGCCCCCGCCACCCCCACCGCCGCAUAAGAAAUGGAUGCCACCGCAUGGACAGUACCCAUACACGCCACCAUUCAAGUAUUGAAUAUAUAGACAAAGAAUGAAGAUAACGACGAAAGAUAAUCAUAUUGAUUAUUGUUUAUUUUAGGACAUACAUAUAUAGAUAAAUAAGAUAAUUGGAAUGAUUUCGUGUGAGAUAUGUUGAUUUUCA